GAAGAGCAGAAGUAAAAUGAAGCUUCAGUUGAUAAAGAUUCUCUUUACCUUCACUCUCUACCUAAUAUCAGGUCCAGUGGGCUGUGUUGAUGUGAUUGGUUAUUCAGGAGGAAGCGUCAUUAUAAUCUCUAACCUAGUGGGAAGAGAAAAAAGUAAAUAUCUUUGUAAGGUGGAAAACAGAGAGUGCAAAGAAAUAAACAGUAUAAAGACUGGAAAGAAUCGCAUUCAAGAGGAAAAAUUCAUCCUUUAUGAAAACACACAGGGAUUUUUGACAGUGUUUAUCAGAAAGCUGAAGCCACAGGAUGCUGGAACGUACACCAUGGGAGUGGGAACUUUGAAGACUGAUGUAAACCUGAAAGUUCUUAAUGAUUCUUGUUGUGUGGGGCCAAAAAUAACGAACGCUUUCCGAGGACAGAACAUCACCUUCACCUGUAACUAUCCAGCGGAGUAUAAGGAACACAAGUAUAUCGAGAAAAUUGAUAAUGACAGAGUUGUUAAAGGGAUUCUUAAUACUGGAACACCACCUCAAAAUGGCAGAUUCUACAUUUCUAAUGACAGACGUGCUAAAGUUCUCAGUGUGAACAUCAGUGAUGUGAGUGAAGAUGAUGAUGGCUUUUAUUUAUGUGGAGUGCAUAAGCGUGUUUUUCCUAUAGGAUAUUUCUCCUACUUCUUAGAGGUUCAGCUACAGGUUACAGCCAGCACCUUCAUGAUGACAUCAGCAGCACCAACAGGGAUCUCAUCUCAUGUAGGGCAUUCAAUUUCUUUUUAUGUCAUCAUCAUCAGUGCGUGUGUCUGUGUGGCUCUGUUGCUGAUUGGUGGAUUUGCACUAAUAAUUCACAAACGGAGAAAUAAGAAAAUACUAGGUUCAACACCUUCAUCUAAACGUGAUGAAACGGUUUCCCCUGCUGCUCGUGUCUAUGAGGAGAUUAAUCACGACAACCACGUUUCUGCCUCAGACACUGACAUUUAUAUGACUGCAUCACCCCCUAACCCUGAUAAAGAGAUCUUCUUCACAGAACAACUACCUCAAGACCAAAAUCUGACUUACAGCACUGUGAGUUUUCAGAAGAAUCUAGACGAUGAUUCAGUGGCUUUCAGUAAGGAGGAAUCUUCCACUGAAUACGCCACUGUCCAACAUCAACCAAGACUGGAAUAAUUUUAUUAUGUUUUCAGCAAAAUAUGAAUUAUACAAUUUCUUACAUACAAUUAUAUAAACAGCACAUAAAUAUUAAAUACUAAAAUGUAAUAUUUUUUGUAAUCAAUAUUUUUAUUUGCAGUUUUGAACAUGUGAUUGUAGUAAAAUAACACGUUAAUACCACCUGGUAUGAUAUUAAAGGUAUAAUUUUCUAAUAUACACAUAAAUUUGCUUAAUGUUUUGAUUUUAAUUGAAUUUUAAGGUAAAUUGCUGGCUCAAUUAAAUUUUUUUGUUUGUUUAUUCAGUGCGUGUCUUCUAAAUUUUGAAGAACACAAUGUUACCUGUUGUCUCAACAAAUACCACUGUAAGAAGUUUGUCCAACAAUACUAUAUUAAUUCAUUCAACAUACAUAUCUAUUUGGAUUUUUUUUUUUUUACAGUGUAGAUGUAAGCAGGUAAAAACAUGUGUGUGUACUGUAUGUUUCUCUCUGAUGAACUGGUAUCCUAUCAGGGUGUAUUUCCAAAUGUUCCUAGGAUAGACUUCAGAUCUACUGUGACCCUGGCCGGAAUGAAUUUACAAAUGAUGCAUUGAUUAAAUUAUAUAAAUGAAUGAACAUUUGGGAAUUUUAUUAGCUAUGCUUUAUAUAGCAUGCAAUUAUAAUUAAAUAAUAAUCUGCUUUGGGACAAUGCCAAUUGUUAAAAGCGCUAUACAAAUAAAAAUUAAAUGAAUGAAUGAAUUAUGUUAUUCAAUUGUUAUUUUCUUUAUCCCAGAUUCUGCCUUUGUUUCUUAUGUUACUGAGCAUUGUGUUUGUUGUAACUUUUGCUCUGUAAUCUAGUUUGUAUAUUAAAUAUCUUGCAUUUAUGUUGGGUUCUCUUAGCAUUCCCUGUCAAGCCUUGUUUUUACUUACAGUAUUUUGUAUUGUUGUUCUUGCAUUGUCUGGUUGC
Clarias gariepinus (North African catfish) is the source of this 2079-nucleotide messenger RNA. RefSeq lists its product as uncharacterized. The transcript is spliced from 7 exons. NCBI's taxonomy places the organism in Eukaryota, Metazoa, Chordata, Actinopteri, Siluriformes, Clariidae. The record is from RefSeq and is a predicted model, not a curated record. The coding region runs from base 17 to 1156 and encodes 379 amino acids.